AUGUUAAGUCGAUAUGAAGAAUCCGUCGCCAAUUUUAAUAAUUCAAUUGUAUUGCUAAAGGCUGAUGUAAUUGAUUAUUAUUCUCUUGAUUUAAAUAAAGCUUUAGAAGUUUCUCUCGAUGAUAAAAUAAUCUUGGCUCGUCGCGCAGAUGUACAUCGCAUAUUGGAACGUUAUGAAGAGGCACUUGAAGAUCUCAAUGAUUUAUUAGAAACUGAUUCAUAG
This is a messenger RNA of Cetraspora pellucida, 222 nucleotides long. The record is from the annotation of a GenBank genome assembly. Lineage: Eukaryota; Fungi; Glomeromycota; Glomeromycetes; Diversisporales; Gigasporaceae.